AUGUUUACGACCACGGGAAAGACGGCGCCGCCGCAGGCAUUCAUGUCUAGUUAUGCGCCGCGCCUACGUAGCCACGGGAAUUCACUCAUAUCGCCCAUCGUCCCGCCCUCGAAUACGCUCCCUGCGCCGCGCGUGACGAAGCGAGGCACUGCUGUCCUCAGUUAUGCAGAAGAUGCCUACGAUGACGAUGAUUUCGAAGAUAGUGACCGUCCACGGCGAGCAACGGGCCUGCGCAGUGUACAAAAGGCCGACCCGUCAAGCGUGGACCAACAAGCGCAAAUAGCAGCUCUAGGCGAAGAGCUCACUGCGCCUAUCGACACGCAGGGGAUAUGGCGGGACUGGAUGGGCAGACCGAAGCGUAACCUUACGGAAAAACAAGUCCAGACGCAGUCGGUUCUGCCAGUCACAUUGAUUCCGAUUCGAAUAGACAUGGACAUACAGUCUUUCCGUCCAGAAGCCCCGCUACCAACGCCCUCCAAUGCUCGGGAUUUUGGCAUCAACGAGAACUUGCCCGCAUACAAGCAGCCGGAUGUCACGCCAGCUUACAGAUUGAAGGAUUCUUUCCUCUGGAACCUCCACGAGGCCUUGACCACGCCUGAUCAAUUUGCGAAACAAUUCGUCGACGAGCUGGAUCUUCCGACUGAACGCAAACCAAUGAUCAUUUCACAGAUUGCAAACCAAAUCCGGCAGCAGCUAGAGGAGUAUGCUGGAGUUGCGCUGCACCCCCUCUUCCAUUCUACAGCAUCGCCUGCUGUACAAGGUGUCCAGAGUAUCCAAGCAACAGGUGCCAAAGUCACACUACCCGAAAGAAGUCGAGACGGCACUUCUACACCCGUCGUUCCCGCCACUAAUGGAGUUUCCACCCCUGUGACAAACGGCGCAUCGCACACAGAGGGUGCGCAAACACCUGUAGGCAUACCGAAUGGCAUCAGCGCGGCUGCCACCGCACUGCCAUCCGAGGAGCUCCACAAUCCAGAUGACACCUACCGGUGUAUUGUCACUCUCAACAUCAACCUUAUGAACCGGUUAUACACGGACAAGUUCGAAUGGUCACUCCUGCAUCCACCGGGUUUUGCGGAAAUGUUUGCCAAAACUACCUGCGCAGAUCUCGGACUUUCAGGGGAAUGGGUUAACGCCAUGACACAUAGCAUUUACGAAGCAGUAUUGCGACUCAAGAAGGAGGCUUGUGAAAAUGGCGGGUUAGUGGGUGAUGGGGAGAUUGACAACGACGCUGUUGAGCCCACAAUCGGCGCGGGCUGGAGAUACGACCAAGAGCACUUGUGCGAUGAAUGGGAACCGAAAGUUGAGAUCUUAUCACCCGAGGAGAUUGAGAAGCGCGAAGGUGACCGCGAGAGGCAAAUCCGCAGAUUACGGAGAGAAACAGCGCGCUUCUCCUCGACCACAAAUAUGACGGGCGCCCCAGCCAACGAAUUCUUCAACAACAUUGAGGGACAAGAAAACAUGGGACGCGGCGAGCGCAGCAAGAAGAAGAGGAGGUUUAGGAGUUUGAGCCCUGUCGGACGGGGCACGCCUGGAGCUGGAGGGGGCUCAGGCUAUGGUGGACAGGAUGGUGGUCUACAAGAAGGAGAACGGCAAACGUGGAGAUGCGCACACUGUUGGGUGUGGGGAACUGCCGUGUGGGCUGUCCGCGAUGGACCAAAGGGACCGCGUACCCUAUGCAACAACUGUGGAUACCUCUAUGAACGCGACAAGAAACUCCCGCCUUGGUCUGAAAACUUGUUUUACAGCGAACGACCGCUUCAUGAAGUUCAGCAGCCAUAUCGGUCACAGCGGUAA
Pyrenophora tritici-repentis Pt-1C-BFP is the source of this 1797-nucleotide messenger RNA. RefSeq names its product SNF5 multi-domain protein. NCBI's taxonomy places the organism in Eukaryota, Fungi, Ascomycota, Dothideomycetes, Pleosporales, Pleosporaceae. Gene Ontology annotation, biological process: chromatin remodeling; positive regulation of pseudohyphal growth by positive regulation of transcription from RNA polymerase II promoter. Gene Ontology annotation, cellular component: nucleus; RSC-type complex; nuclear chromosome. The record is from RefSeq and is a predicted model, not a curated record. Gene Ontology annotation, molecular function: zinc ion binding; transcription coregulator activity.